CUCCUCGUGUUCUUCUAGUGUGGGCUAUUAGAACAUAUCAUUCUAUCCUAAGGAGGAAUGAGUGACAGACCUGAGUCAAGGGUUCGAGGAAAGUGUGGACGUUUUUGUACAUGCAAUCCAAUCAUGGUGGCCUGUAAAGGAGUGUGGACCCAACCCUUUUGGAAGGCAGUCACUGGUGAAUUUCUGGCUAUGCUCAUAUUUGUUCUUCUAAGCCUUGGUUCAACCAUUAAUUGGAGUAAAAAAGAAAACCCUCAACCUGCAGAUCUGGUCCUUAUUUCACUUUGCUUUGGAUUAAGCAUUGCAACCCUAGUGCAAUGUUUUGGACACAUAAGCGGAGGCCACAUUAACCCCGCAGUUACAAUUGCAAUGGUUUGUAUGAGGAAGAUCAGCCUUGCAAAGUCAGCCUUUUAUAUCGUUGCACAGUGUCUGGGUGCAAUUGCAGGAGCAGGAAUCCUCUAUGUAGUCACUCCAUCUGCUGUUGCUGGAGGAUUAGGAGUUACUGAGGUGAAUGAAAAACUUUCUCCUGGUCACGGGCUCCUGGUUGAAUUGAUAAUUACUUUCCAGUUGCUUUUUACCAUUUGUGCAAGUUGUGAUUCAAAGCGCGAUGAUAUCACUGGAUCAGUAGCACUAGCAAUUGGAUUUUCUGUGGCAAUAGGUCAUCUGUUUGCUAUCAACUACACAGGAGCCAGCAUGAAUCCAGCUAGAUCAUUUGGUCCAGCUGUCAUUAUGAACAAAUGGGAACACCAUUGGGUCUAUUGGGUUGGGCCAGUUGUUGGUGCUGUUUUUGCAGGAUGCCUUUAUGAAUAUGUUUUCUGUCCUGAUGUUGAAAUAAAGAAUCGUCUAAAAGAAGUCUUAAAUAAAGCAUCAAAACAAAGCAAAGGAAAAUACAGUGAAGUAGAAGAAAGCAAAAGUCAGAUUGAAUCGGAUGAUCUGUUGCUGAAAUCAGGCAUUGUUCAUAUCUUUGAUGAGAAAAAAGGAAAAGAUCCAUCUGGUGAAGUAUUGUCUUCUGUAUGACUAGCACCGGCUUCUGCUACAAAAGAAACACCACCCAUAUCACCACCAUCGCCAUUUCUUCCAAUCAAAGAAACUGAUAUAUUAUGAUAGCAGCUAUUUUGUAAAAAGUCACAAAAAUCUAAUUAUGUAUAUUACCAAAUAUCGUUUCAAAGUACACAACAAUGUAAAUACACUAUAAAAAUAUUUACACACAAGAUCUUCAAUGAAAAUCCAUUUGGCGGAUCUAAGGUAAAUAAGAAUGAUCCUUAAUUUAACAAGAAGUCAAUACUGAGCCUAAGAUCUGCCCGUUUAGCAUCUAGAUUGACAGUGCACAUUAGUUUAAAACACCCACUGGCAAAUUCAAACAAAUGGUUUUUCCUCUGGCGCAUAAUUGGCUGUUGUGUUGUCAGCCCUGAUUAAGACAUGCCCCCAUUAAAUAUAUCCAGAAGCAUUGUAGCAGCAGAUGAGCAAAUUCAAAAUUAAGCUUUAAAAAUAUGAUAUGUUUUAAUAAAAAAUAAAUGUUUUUUCCUCUGUAAAAUAAAAUUUGUGUUUUUUUAAAGAUUUUUUUUUUAAAAGAUUGCUUGCUGGUAUAAACUUUAAAAAAAAGUAGUUUAGAGGUAAAGAAACAGGCUGAAAAACAGCCAAUGGCUUCAGGAAGAAUAGAAAAUCUUUAAGCACCUUUCUGUCUUUUUCUGACCAUGUAUCUUUCCCUCUGUUUGAACUGUUGAAUGGCUCUAGUAAUUUAUCAAGACGUUGCAAAAGAGUCCAGAUCACACUAAAAAUAGAAGCCCGUUCUAGUUAUCUAAAAACAACAGCUAGAAAC
This is a messenger RNA of Rana temporaria (common frog), 1816 nucleotides long. RefSeq names its product aquaporin 4 (gene AQP4). Gene Ontology annotation, cellular component: plasma membrane; basolateral plasma membrane. Gene Ontology annotation, biological process: transmembrane transport. Bases 58 to 1014 code for a protein of 318 amino acids. Lineage: Eukaryota; Metazoa; Chordata; Amphibia; Anura; Ranidae. Gene Ontology annotation, molecular function: water channel activity. The record is from RefSeq and is a predicted model, not a curated record. The transcript has 5 exons.